AGCAGGCAGUUUGCGCGAACGAAGAUCCGAAGUGCAGAGACGUUGAGUGGAAGAGGGUUCUUCGAGCACUUGCAAUUACAGCCAUGGGAAAUCAUUUUCCUGUGGCCGAUCGGAACGACAGUAAGAUGCCUCUGGGUGAAGAUGGAAAUGCCUGGAAAAAGAAAACCUCUGAUAUUAAGGAGAUCUACGACUUCAAAGAAGUCCUGGGGACAGGGGCGUUCUCAGAGGUGGUGCUGGCAGAGGAGAAGAGGACCCAGAGACUGGUGGCUAUCAAGUGUAUUCCCAAGAAAGCACUGGAGGGCAAGGAGAACAGCAUCGAGAAUGAGAUCGCCGUCCUUCAUAAAAUAAAGCAUGCUAACAUCGUCUCCCUGGAGGAUAUCUUCGAGAGCAAGUCCCACCUCUACCUUGUCAUGCAGCUCGUGUCUGGCGGGGAGCUCUUCGACAGGAUCGUGGAGAAGGGCUUCUACACGGAGAAGGACGCCAGCAAGCUGAUCCAGCAGAUCUUGGAUGCUGUGAAGUACCUCCAUGACAUGGGCAUCGUGCACCGGGACCUGAAGCCAGAGAACCUGCUUUACUACAGCAUGGAAGAGGACUCCAAGAUCAUGAUCAGUGACUUUGGACUGUCCAAGAUUGAGGGCUCUGGGAGUGUGAUGUCCACUGCGUGUGGGACCCCUGGAUAUGUGGCUCCUGAGGUGCUGGCUCAGAAACCAUACAGCAAGGCGGUUGACUGCUGGUCCAUAGGAGUCAUCGCAUACAUCCUUUUAUGUGGAUACCCUCCAUUUUAUGAUGAAAACGAUGCCAAGCUCUUCGAGCAGAUCUUGAAAGCGGAGUACGAGUUUGACUCUCCGUACUGGGACGACAUCUCAGACUCAGCCAAAGACUUCAUUGUUCAUUUGAUGGAGAAGGAUCCCAGGAAGAGGUACACAUGCGAGCAGGCCCUGCAGCACCCCUGGAUUGCUGGAGACACUGCCCUGGACAAGAACAUCCACGAGUCCGUCAGCGCUCAGAUCAGGAAGAACUUUGCCAAAAGCAAAUGGAAGCAAGCCUUCAACGCCACGGCAGUGGUCCGGCACAUGAGGAGGCUACAGCUGGGCACCAGUCAGGAAGGCCCCAGCCAGCUCACCCCUACCAGCCCCUGCCAUGGAGACCUGCUCCUGCCCGAGGGAGAUGAAGAGGAGGAUGAGUCCCACUGUGAUGGUGACUGUCCUAAGAGCGACUCCGGCAGCACGGAACAGGACAGCCUCCAGAACUGCGCGUACCGCUGCCAGCCAGCCAGCCGGGUCUGAGCAGAACCCCGUCACCAUGACAACCUGUUUCACUGCAGCCCAGAACCCCAGUCUGGCCAGGAAUACAGAGUUAUUCCAGUUGCCCCCACCAGGGAGCGCUGCUGUGUAAAAAAUCCAGGGUGGGGAGGGACACUAUGCCAAUGGAGGGAGUCACUAGGUGAGCGUUGACACAGAGAGAGGAGAGGAGAGGAACAUUCCCAGGUGUAUCAUUGGUAAUUUUGUGGGAGUCAGCUCAGACAGUUUUUUUUUUUUCUUUUUCAUUUUUAAAUGUACGUCUGUCCUUUUUCAUCUAAUUAUCUAUGGCUUUUUAUAAACCUUUUCUUUUCUCUCCCAACAAAAGUGAAAUCCCUGGAGGCGUGUGUCUGAGCUGGUGAAACCUAGCCCUGUGCUGUUCUGUGACUCACGGAGUCUUUUCCCCGGAGGGUUUACUGCAGAAUGGCAUUAGCAGAGGAGUCCUCUCCUGUGAUAAGCAGUUUAACCCACUCUCUUAAAUAACUCUAAACAUACGUGAUUGGUACAGGUGAUCCACUCUUGGUCACUAAGAAAGCCCUGCUGCACACUAUAAAACAGCUCUGUUGUUCUGUCAUUUUAAUAUGGUACACAAGAUGAUUUUAACAGGCAGUCUGCAAGAUUAACCGAAUGUCUUUUUAAGUGUGUUGUUUCUUCACCUCAGGCUUGUGGUAAAGACAUUUUCAGGUCCAAUUGGAUUUUAAUGAUGUAACGCUGUCUUAGCGAAGCCCUUAUAAAAGACGGUACGAGACAUUAUCUCUUCAGUGCCUUGAGGACUGCGGUAUCAAAUGUUUGUCUUCUGGUAUCUAUUUCUUUUCAUUCAAGUCAAAAUAAACAUUUCUGUCUGCCUGCACUGUAGGACAUAUACGCAUAGAUAUUAUUUUGUAAAUUGUUUUAUUUCUAUCAGUUAAUUUUUAUUUUAAUUUAAUGUGGCAAAUGCAACAUACAAAUGCAAAGCAUCAUUUUUUUAUUACAACUUAUCUCCAGGAUAUCAGUACAUAAUUCUCUUAGCCAUAGUCAUCCCUAAGUUGUUAGGUAUCCCUUAGUUUUAUCUCUGUUAGCCAGCGUUGCGUAG
This is a messenger RNA of Megalops cyprinoides (Indo-Pacific tarpon), 2370 nucleotides long. RefSeq names its product calcium/calmodulin-dependent protein kinase Ib (gene camk1b). Gene Ontology annotation, molecular function: ATP binding; calcium/calmodulin-dependent protein kinase activity; calmodulin binding. Gene Ontology annotation, biological process: peptidyl-serine phosphorylation. The transcript is spliced from 13 exons. The record is from RefSeq and is a predicted model, not a curated record. Gene Ontology annotation, cellular component: intracellular anatomical structure. Bases 84 to 1286 code for a protein of 400 amino acids. NCBI's taxonomy places the organism in Eukaryota, Metazoa, Chordata, Actinopteri, Elopiformes, Megalopidae.